CACUUCCUGCUGUGGCGCCGGCCCACCAGGGAUAUGACGACCUGCGCGGAACCUCAGGGGCGGCGGCCGGGGGUCGGGGUCGGGGUCGUGGUGACAAGCCGCAGCCAUCCUCGCUGUGUCCUCCUGGGGAAGAGGAAAGGAUCGUUUGGAGCCGGCAGCUUCCAACUUCCCGGCGGUCAUCUGGAGUUCGGUGAAAGUUGGGAAGAAUGUGCUCGAAGGGAAACCUGGGAAGAAGCAGCUCUUCACCUGAAAAAUAUUCGCUUUGCCUCGGUUGUGAAUUCUUUCAUUGAGAAAGAGAAUUACCAUUAUGUCACUAUAUUAAUGAAAGGAGAGGUGGAUGUGACUCAUGAUUCAGAACCAAAGAAUGUAGAGCCUGAUAAAAACGAAAGUUGGGAAUGGGUUCCUUGGGAAGAAUUUCCUCCACUGGACCAGCUUUUCUGGGCACUGCGUUGUUUAAAGGAACAAGGCUAUGAUCCCUUCAAAGAAGAUCUGGGUCAUCUGGUAGGAUACAAAGGAAACGUCUCUCAGUGAGCAGGAAGAUGGCCUGACUUAUUUUAAAAAGACAAAGUAAUGUCCAGUUAGAGAAUGAAAAUAUGUGUGUUUCAAAACAACUCCAUUUUAUCUAAAAAGUCCCAUGAUUGCCAAUUUAUUUGUAGUCUCUUAAUAUACCUACCACACUAUCGGCCAGAAGUUGUGGAAAUUUUUCCAGGAUAAUGUCAUGAAUUGUAUUUCAGACUCAGAAAAAACGAUAAAGGGUGAUAUUGUGGCAAUUCUACUCUCCAUAUUUCUGUGAUAAUUGCUCUGCAGUUUUUCAUUAUCAGCUCACAUGGAGUGGAAUGCAGAUUUCCCUUAGUGUUCCAGCUCAGGUCCUAAUCCAAAGACUAGCACGCUGUGCCUGUUGCAGAAUUUAUCAUGUUUGUUGGUUUUCCUCUUUUUUGUUUAAAACAAAAACUUUCUGGUAAUACAUUGUGACAGUCCUUGCAACUAGAACAAAAGGACAGGUUAUUAGGGUAUAUUUCCUAGAUUUUUUAAUUGAGAACCUAAACCAAGAAAAGUGGGACAAACCAUCUAGGAUUUAUACCCUAUCAUUAACAGGCCAUGUAGUUUUGGAUUUCUCACCUAAUUUCUGGGAGAUGCAGCUCCCUUAUACAAAAUUAGACUAGGGCAGUGGUUCAAAGUAUGGUCUGGGGAAGUCCUUGAGCCCCUUCCAAGGGUAAUCAAGGUCAAAACUGCUUUUGUAACACUAAGACAUGAUUUGCCUUUUUUAUUCCCAUUCUUUAUGAGUACAGAGAAGUUUCCCAGAGGCCACCUACAGUGGGAUACUGUAAAAGACUGAAUGCAGAAACACAUGAGAAUCCAACUCUCCAGCACUGGUCUUAUUGGUUUUUUUGGGUGUGUAUUUCAAAAAAAUAGCUAUUUUUCAUAAAAAUUAUUUGUUAACAUUUAA
Manis pentadactyla (Chinese pangolin) is the source of this 1447-nucleotide messenger RNA. It is a transcript of the gene NUDT15, whose product is annotated as nudix hydrolase 15. Gene Ontology annotation, biological process: dGTP catabolic process. Gene Ontology annotation, cellular component: cytosol. Gene Ontology annotation, molecular function: 8-oxo-7,8-dihydrodeoxyguanosine triphosphate pyrophosphatase activity. The record is from RefSeq and is a predicted model, not a curated record. The transcript is spliced from 3 exons. Lineage: Eukaryota; Metazoa; Chordata; Mammalia; Pholidota; Manidae. The coding region runs from base 34 to 531 and encodes 165 amino acids.